GUUUAACAAAAAAAAUUCGAGAAAGUAUGACAGAAGAAUAUAGUGAUUUGAGUCGAUCAGAAUCUGAGUAUGAUGAUAUCACCGCAGAAGUUACUCCUACGUUUGCAAUUGACUCUCCCAGAUACAAAAGAGUGAGUGGUGCUAAGAGAAGAUCAACUAAAGGAGGAUGGACUUCCGAAGAGGACGAACUUUUGACCAAUGCUGUGCAGAGGUACAAAGGGCACAACAGCUGGAAAAAGAUUGUUGAGAGUGUUCCUGGAUUGAAAGGCAAGAGGAACGAUGUCCAGUGUCAGCACCGCUGGCUAAAGGUUCUUGAUCCAAGCCUCUACAAAGGACCUUGGACUAAAAAGGAAGAUGAACUCUUGAGUAAAUUGGUUAAUGAUCAUAUAAAGAAUGAUAAGCCUCAAUGGUCCAAAAUUUCAAAGCAACUCCCUGGUCGCAUUGGCAAGCAAUGCCGUGAAAGGUGGCAUAAUCAUUUGAACCCGACUAUUAAAAAGACUGUGUGGACUAGAGAAGAGGAACUCAUUCUCGUUCAAUCACAAAGAGAACACGGCAAUAAGUGGGAAGAGAUAGCCAAGCUCUUGCCUGGAAGGACGGAGAAUAAUAUUAAGAACCACUGGAAUUGCUCAGUCAAGAAGAGACUGGAGCAGUUUCCUAGUAACCUCGUCUCUGAUGUCUUAUAUGAUCCUAGACCUCAUGGUUUUGAAUACAACUUUUUUAAUCACAAAACAUUACAAAUGGAGGAAGCUGCAACGAGUACUCAAUGGGAUUCCUUAGAGUUAACUUUAGGACCCAUGAAUUGGAGGAGCACUCCUUCGUCCACAAGCUCUCUUAGAGGAGAUGAUACAAUCUCAUCAUCAUCACUAGAAUCUGAUUGGUCAAGUCCCAAAGAGAGUACUGUAGAAACUCCACAGCACAAUAACGAGAAUGGGUGCAUACAAGAAGUGAAGAAGAUAAAAGAGAGACUGAGAAUGGCUGCGAGUACUUUCAACACACCUUCCAUUAUCUCCAAAAGAAGCUCCCCAACAUCAUCAGGUCUGAAACGGCACAGACAAAAAGACGACACCCAGUUUCAUGUAGAUGCUAGAAGUCACAAGUCAAGUGAGGAAGUACACUCAAAUAUUUCAACUUCUCCUUUCUCCAAGUACAGACUUGCGAAACGUAACACUUGCUCUGGCUCAAAACCCUUGGAGAGGCGUUUAGAUUUCGACUUUAUGUGACCAAGAAAGUGCAAUUUGAUUUUUUUUUAGCUUUGGACCUUUGGUACUUUGGAAUCAUCAAGUUUAAUAACUCAUUAAAACUUUGAUUUAACUUUCUUGAUGUACAAUUGCUAAACAUAAUAAAUAGGUUUUAUGUCUUUUUA
Capsella rubella is the source of this 1363-nucleotide messenger RNA. RefSeq names its product transcription factor MYB3R-2. Gene Ontology annotation, biological process: regulation of DNA-templated transcription. Gene Ontology annotation, molecular function: DNA-binding transcription factor activity, RNA polymerase II-specific; RNA polymerase II cis-regulatory region sequence-specific DNA binding. The record is from RefSeq and is a predicted model, not a curated record. The transcript is spliced from 8 exons. The coding region runs from base 27 to 1220 and encodes 397 amino acids. Gene Ontology annotation, cellular component: nucleus. Lineage: Eukaryota; Viridiplantae; Streptophyta; Magnoliopsida; Brassicales; Brassicaceae.